This is a messenger RNA of Spirometra erinaceieuropaei, 15194 nucleotides long. The record is from the annotation of a GenBank genome assembly. NCBI's taxonomy places the organism in Eukaryota, Metazoa, Platyhelminthes, Cestoda, Diphyllobothriidea, Diphyllobothriidae.
AUGAUAACUGCUGCUGUUCGCAAUUUAAUCAACCUUACAGGGUAAGCACGGAGAGAGAGAGCCAAAAGGCACAACGGUACGAGUGAGUUCCGUAACAGAAUCGGUGAGCGCCUCUCUACCAUUGUACAUUCCGACAGGACAACAAGCCCAUGGCCCAUUGGUUAGAGGCGUUGGACUUCUAACCAACAGGUUGAGGGAUCGAGCCCCAGGUGUUCCACAAUUCGGGGUUGGGUAUGACUGGCUGACUACAAGCCAGACAUGGCCAUUCCAGCCUCCCUUGUCUUCGUCGGUAAUGUUAUUCUGCAUAAAAUAAGGAAAGUCUCUCUCAUAUUAAGAAAUUGUAUUCGAAAGUCAGAUCUAUCGUAGUUAUUCUGAGCUGACGGCAAUUUUUUCCAGAAACGCUUUUGUCGGAAUCUUUGGUAUGUACGGCACUCUUCGUGCGUGCAGUUUACUAGAUGCCACGUAUACGGCCUACAGUUUUUUCUGCCCACCUUCCGACGAACCUCCAUUAUUUUCUAGCCCAGAGUUUGUCACCUCUUUAAGGUGGGUGUAGAAUCAAUCGUCAUCCGGCUUGCAUAUAAAACAGGAACGUAUGCAUCUACUCAACAAACAAAAGGAUCUAAAAAGCAGCUUUACAUUUCGACCCUAGUAUUCUGCUGUUGGUUGCCAAGCAACACCCGGGAGUUUGGGCUUCCGGAUCUUGCCUGUUGGUGUGGCAGCCAGUGGUAAUUUUGUAGUAAUCUAACUGGCUACCAUCACGGUCGCUAAAUUCUCUCGUAAAUCGUUAUUCUUAGAGGAAAUAGCGAUCGCUCCAGGAACUCUUGAGCCCAAAUUUUGCGGGAUUCUACUCAACUUUGGCGUGCCUUCCAAAUGACUAGAUACUGGCGUUUACUGCUACGUUUAAAUUAUUUAUAUUUGUUUGAGUUAAUAGACGAUAGCGUACAUCAACACUGUUCUUCAGAGCAAUUAAUUUCCCGCAGGAAGUUUGGUGCGUUCGCGUAUUCGGCAGCAUACCUGGAUCUCUCGAGCUACUUUUAUGCUAAAAAUUUGAUCCUGUAAAACAGCGCUGAUUUCCCGUAGUGCUGGAAGCACUGCUAUUUAUAGGAUUGACCACUUUUUUAGGUCUUUUGUGACAAAGUCUGGCUUUAGUGAGCUCCGUGUGAGACCUUAAUAGAUAGUGGCAAUGUUUAGGUCGCCCAUAUCGUAACGCGAAUAAGAGUGUUAUGAAGCAUCGUCCUCACUUUGAAAAUGUCCUCGCCAGCAUAUUCCAAUUAUGGCAGAAGUCUACACACAGGAAACCAGACUGGCGUCCAUUUUUGAAUUGCAUUCGUUGUCGAAAGAACAUUUAGCUGACACCCUUAAUUUCUUUGGGGAUUAGUGCGCAACUAUGGAGGAAAUUCUGCGGAACAGACUUUUGUAGUUUCUGCUCGAAUUUUACCCCGACUACUUGAGUUGAAUUUCAUUAGCUUUUGUGGAAUAACCACAAACGGACGGACUGUAAUUAGCAUAGCCAUACCGUGUGAUUCACCAUACUGGCAGUGCAGGUACUAGCUUGAACCCCGACAAGUGAUCCGCCGAUUUUGUCGCACUGUAUGACACAGGUCCGAGGGGUUCGGCCCAACCGUGAGUUCUCAAGCAUGUGCUUACUGGAAUGUACUCCUAUUUUCGAUCCCAUUUUUUCUAGUACAUGGGUUAAAUCCGUCGGAAUAAACCCCUCUAGACUCGAAGAACGUUAAAAGCCAGCGUGCAUAUUAGAAAGCACUUUGAAGACUCUGGAAAACGCACCGGUGUGCCAAGUCAGUCUCGCCUACGGCAUACGACUGCACAAAAUUAAUGAAAAACUUGUCCGAGCUUUUUAGCUAGUACUUGUGCUAUUAAUAUGGCGAAUCACUCAGAAAGUGCAUUUUAUCCCGUCUAGCUGUCUCAACUACAUUUGUGACGCCGGCUUGGUUGGGUUAGGAGAAACAGAUUUUCUACCGGUCCAACAGUCUCUCCGGUCUCUUCUGCUUCCGCAUCCUUAAUGACCGAUGGGGUGUUGAUCGUGAAAAAGAGGGGGGUGAAGUGGUGACGCUGGUGACGAACGCGUCUUUUGAAACCGCUCAGUUCAGUCGCUAUCAUAUCUUCACAUCCACUAUCAUCAGUAACGCCGUUAGAGGUGAGGAAUCUUCGGAUGGAAUUGCGCCAAGCAGAGAAUACGGUGGAGCGUUUGGUGGCGAAGUGCGAGAACGGAAUGGAUAUUUGAGCUCCCUUCAUGUGGCACAUGUCAGGGUUCAGGCAUUUGAAGACGAGACAGUGAUUUUGAGUCUCCGGAUGGCGAACCGCUAGUCUCUUUCGCGAGCAAGCUCGUUGCAGACCGUGUGUGAAGUUCAUGUGUGCAAACACAUCUCCAGGCACGUAUUCUCUCGGGAUUUUCUGGCAACAUGUCGAGCCUCUCUUCGGGGCAUUGCUGUUCGUCAGCAGAGAAUGUCUGACGUCAUUUCAACUGUUACGUUUAACGGAGAACGGGAAUGUCUAAAAGCGGCCCAGUCACUUAUUCGCACAAUUACAUUGGGUUCAGGACCAAUAAGUCAUACGCACUCCGAAGCAGUAGUCUUUUGUGCGACGUCACCUAAGUUCAAAAGCCGUGUUUGACAGGUUACUGAUAAGUCAAUCCCAUAGAGGAACUACUUCUUCUUGGCGUGCUCCUAGUUUGGCUCAAAAUGGCUUGUCUCCGCACGCAGAUGCACUUAAACGGAAUCGUUCCGAUCCAGAAUGAAAUCUUUUUGAACCUAGGACUGCCCUGUCUGACAUAUAUUAUUUGUCAAGUGACUGUGAUUGUCUUCAGCUGGUCAUAUUUUCCUGAUGGUAUUCAAAAUAUUUCAAAUUUUAUGCACAGUUUCUACAGAACUGCGACAUUUCGGGCGGUCAUUUGCAUACGUUUUAGACGAAAUCCAUAUCCUGAAAUCUAAAAGAUCAGUUCCAAAACGGAACUUCAAAAGAUGCGUAAAGUAGGAAAGGUCUUGGGAAGCGUAGUACUCCAUUUCCAGGUGUCGUUUUUGAUGAAAACGCAAUCUCAGCUCUGAAGAAGAAUGUGAGCAAAUCAGACGUCAUAAAAAUCUGAUGAUUGUGCGCGGAGAUGUGAAUCUUAAUAUAACAAGUGGUCGUGUCCUAACCUGAAAGGGAUUAGGGCCAGGCCUAGUGUCGGUGUCCACGUUAGGACUAGGGGAGUUGAGAUCAGAGUUAGGGUUGGGCUAUGGUUAGGGCUAUAGGGAUUACCGUUGACGUAAGGAUUAGGGUUAUAAUGAGGACAGGGGAAUCGGUGCCACUGUACUACAUGCGAUCUUGUGCUAAAUGAAAUGUCUGCACAAGUCUGGGUCGCGCUACCCUGUUUUCUCUCAGAAACCCCCGUGAAUAAGAUGCCGUACCUGCUCAGGAAUUGUGCGCUCCAAAAAUGCUAAGGUGCCAUGAAUACGUCUCAGGUUUUACUUAUAAAUUGUUUUAUCCACUGGUAGCAUUAAAUACGUUUUACUUAAUCUGCAUGUUUACACGUACAAAGCUCUGGGUCGGCUUUGGGGAAGAUAGUUGAUGACUGAGUGAAAUUCGAUUCAAGCCAAAAUCAUAGUCAUGACGAAUUCCGCACCUAAAUGUCUGUCAUUACUUCCGAAUAGGAUAAUAUCGUUAAUAGAUUUGCGCAGAGUAUAUGUAGAUGGCUGUGAAUGGGAAUACGAAAGUGCAAAACUAUAAGCCUACGGAAGACGUAAUUCAGGCCACUGUUUUGAAACGCGAUGUCAAUUUCUUGUACGCAAAGCUAAGUAGGGGACGCGCGGUCCUGCUUUAAUACAGGCAACUCAGGUCUUCUGUUGAAAUCUGAAUUUUAAGGUUUCGUGAAGGACGUGGCCGCCACGGAGGCGUUCGAAUUUCUUUGGGCAUUACUUGACCUCACAAGAACUGCUCUGGCUUGACCCUCAUAAUUGGGCCCUGUCUUCCAACAUGCACAUCACCAAGUUAUCAUGUACUGACCGCAAUUAACUACCAAUUCACCGAAGUUUUUACAUGAAUGACCCAAAAGGUCUACGGUGAACAGUGAUUCACGUCACGCACAUGGGCGCACCCACGUGAACUGAGCUCAACCCCACAUUCUGCUUGCGCCGACAGAAAUUUUUGAGUUACGCACGAGCCAAUGAUUUAUCCGUCUUAACUCUUCUCGAAUGUGAUUGGUGGAUGAGACUGAAAGAACGCAAGCUGGCAAAACAGCCUUGGCGCACUUUUAACGGAGUGAUCUAGUUGCCACGUGGAUAGCUGGGGUCCAUUCUACGACAGCAAGAGCCGUAAGCAGAUUUGAUUCAUUUGUCGCAUGUGUUUAUGCAUCUAUUAGGGGAAACUACGACGACACAUGCACACUACACGCAGACGAUUCCUUGGAACUGUCUUUGAUACAUUUAACAGAUUCUUGAUUAAAUUACCAUGAAUCGGCCUGUUAGUUUUGUGUUAUUUGUGACAGUCCCAGUUCUAAGAAGAACAUUUAAGUCUCUUAUCCCAAAUCUGCUCCAUCCGGCACAUUCAAAGAAUAGAACCAAGACACGAUAGAUGGACAAGGUAAAGUCAACUGCUUCAGCAAACUGAGUGUGAGUGCACUCUAAAAACAUCAAAAACGCUUAUAUGAAUAAGGCUGUCAGAUGAUAUCUGAGUCAGCUGCCACCAGAUAUACACAAAAGGCUGUGGUUCAUGUUAAGUUUCAAGUGGGCGAAACAAUUAGUCAGAAUGUAGUAUGUGAAUUUGAAGUAGUUCAGAGAACCCGAGUCACUUUGACUAAAGUGCCUUGUCAACAGCUGUACUGCCCAGCAGACUUCUUUUCGAUAAGAAGCGGAAGCGAUCUCUGAAACACGGGCUUUAUUCGUCUGACGUUUCGGAUUCACGAUCGAGCUCAUCAUCAGAGAUAGUAACGAACGCUGGCUACUGUUACUGUCUCUGAUGAUGGGUUUGAGCGCGAAUCCGAAGCGUGAUGCGAAUAAAGCUCUUGUUCCAGCGAUCGCUUCUCUUCUUAUCAACUAGUUCCCGGAACGCGUAUCUUUGCUUAUAUCAGGCUGCCUUUUAAUUGGAAAGGAGAGUUGUGCCGAUAUGGUAUACACUAACGCAAAACUUUAUUUUCAAAGAAAGUGCUUGCUGACACAAAGAGGUUAGUAUUCUCUGCGGGCACUUUGGUCAGUGCACCGAGAUUAACCGUGAAAAGGGAAGACCUGACCGACUUUGUCUUACUUAAACCGAAACAAGGCAUGUGGGUUGUAGAUAAUCCAAAAUACGGGGAAAGGAAGGGCUUCCACGUCAAAGCUUGCGGUACACAGUUCGGGGGAUCCAUUAUCCAAACACAAGCCUUAUGAAAAUCGACAGAACAUUUUCACCUUUUUAACAAGCCCUGUUUCUACUUAGUGCUCGCAUAGCGACUACUCCUCAAAGUUACAUUUGAUAUGUGGGAUGGUGCAUAGGCUAAAGAUGACAUCUUACGAGAGUUACAGAAAAACACAAACUGUGAAGUUUGCGAAUGAACCUUAGGAACCCCUGUUUCCCCUCUGACUACUCAGAUGAUAUGCCUCUUUGGAGAUUUAACCUGUUAGCUAAAGAGGUUCUAAGCUAUCCGUCAAUUGAUUCCUAACUUUCGAAGAGGUCAAUCACAGACAGAAAGAUGUCUAUUUAGUGGUUUCAUGUGAGACGAAUUCCAAAAUUCCGCCGUCUCCGACAAACGCAUAAUUUGCUAGGGGUGCUGUUUUAUAAAGGGGAAAGCGGAUAGGCACGAUUUGGUGUACAACGUUUAGUCCCAAUGUAUCAUGGCUUUCAUAUCCCUCCCACGUGGGUUAUAGUCCGCAGGCCAAGUAGAAAUUAUUAUAUAUUUGCGGAAUCUCAGCAUAGGGUCUGAGAUGGUGGCAAUGGAAGGAGGUGAAAAAUAAGCAUAAAGGUUGACGCCCGUCAGGUUCAAUGUGGGCCCUACUAUACGUAGAGACCGCCAGUUACUGUUCUGUAUGCAGAGUACAAGGUUCUCGAUUCGUAGGUUAUUAUUUCGAAUGUCGCCGAGCUAAUUUCUUCCCUGACUACCUGGUGUUCAACGAAACAAGUGUUGGCGUCCGCCUAUGAUUCGCUUUCUACCAUGUACUCCAUGUUAGGUCUUUAGCUGCUCUCUCGAUAGCUUUUAACCAGCCAGACUGACGGACAUUUAUUAAGCACUGCUCGGUCGUUCGCCAGAUGCAUCAUUGUCAGCUAACUUUCUAGGAGGAGAGCAGACUUUUAAAUACGUCGAACUCUAGCAUUCUUAUACCCAUAUCCCAUCUUGCGAAUUUCAAGCUUCAUUAGGUUUUCUUGAACAUCCCUCUGGAUUCGAGCUCGCGUUUUUGUCCGAUUAUUGGCCGAUUAUUACUAAUUUAAGCAUAAUUACUGCCCGAUGACUGCACACGCCAAAUUUAGUCGCAGUUUGCACAGAGUCUGGCUACAAAUCUGCUCAGUGAUCUCUUAACGCAAUCACUGAUUGUUAUCAAUGCAAUCAAGAAUAAUUUGGCCUAUCCUAUUUCACCUAUAGUAAUGUUUCGUUGUAGUUUCAGCAUAAAGCCCUUUUGCAUAGCGCACUCACAGUAUAGAUUUCAAAAAGAUGCAAAAUUCAUGUUUCAAACGAAGUCUCGUUGUGGUUUGGUGUUAAAAAUACGAAAUUUCGGAAUUUAGCUGAGAGUCGUCUGAUAACAUUAAGAAAUAGCGAAUUCCGUUAGGUAACCAGUUUUUAGGUGGACACAAUCAGUAAGGUUGUGUCAAGGAAAAGCCAAAUAUAGGCCUUCUUGAGGCUGGCUUUUGUGCGGCUUUGCUUAGACGACCGGCCAGUCCUAUGUCCUGUACUUGUGGAUUUGUUACAUAUUUGGACUAGUUUUCUCUCGAAAUGUCGUUAAACAAAGGCCUUAUUGUGCUUUACUUCAUAAUAACUCGAACGAGGAUAUUGAACAUAUAAUGUUAUAUUGAAAACCCCUUAAAAUGAGUUAAAUACUAUCAGUCAAGGCACCUUGUUGCACUGACCCCUCUUCGAAUAAGUGGCUCGGCAUCACCCUUUUUAUUAACUUUUUCAAAUUUCAAAACUGGAGUGAGUACUUUAUGUCAGGCAGUUAAUGUAAGUUCAAGAAGGGUUUGAACCAACCCAAAUAUUUUUGUGUUUUCCAUGAGUAACGUAUAGCUCCCCUCUGCAGCUCUGCGUCCGUUUCCGUAACCUCCGUGUCUUUCGAACUUUUGAGCAGCUAACCCUUCCGUUGGCAGUCUACUUUCUAUUGCGUCUAAUUUUCCCAAGACCAUUUGAUAAAAAGCGUAAACGGUCACGGAACUCUUUCAAUGACACACUCCUUAACUAGUUGUUUGGAGACGGCUGCUGCAUGAUAGGACCGGUCUAGCUUUUUGUUAUUGUUAGAGCUGUCCUUGUCCCCUCAUACUAUACAUCAUUUGAGACUAGAAGAUUUACCGACAUGCCUCUAAGCCUCUGUCGUUGACCUGAUUAAUUCAGUUUAGAUUUUCUCUUUAUCGGUCACAAGUUCCAAUUCAUGACGGGAGUUAUACGGUCAGCGACAAAAUCGACAGUCAUAAAGCCUAUGCAAGCAACCAGUCAACGGACAACACUUUGACCUCAAAGGGCUAGAAGGCGUACUGUCAUAGAGCUAAGCCUUCACCAUCGUCCUGAAGCAAUUCGCUAGCCGACUGCGAUGUGCCUUACCAACCACUUGUGCACAUCGAUCAACAAGUUGGCAAAAAGACAGGAAACUAGCUUUCCCUAGCACUUAGAUCCGGCUGGUGUUUGGUAGGAUCACCAAUUUUUAUCAAAAAAUCAUGGAAGUUUAGUGGCAACCACCCUACGUCCCCCAGAAAGAAUGCGUGCCUACCGAAGUAAUCCGGCUGUCACGCUUGCGUCUGCUAGACGUGUCCGCUUUAAGCGCCUACUGACGAAGACGGCCUUUAUGGGACUUAGCAGAAUUCGGUCUACGUGACCAAGGAAGCUUAACUUCGACCGUGGUCUGUUAAAACUGAAGGCAGUGAGCAGUCUCUUACGAAACUGCUGAGAUGAAUGCACGCGCGCAAAGACAACUCAUGUCACCGACUUUGGCCUUUUGCGCCCCUGGAAAAUUAUGAACACCUAGUUUAUGCUUUCCCCGCAGCAGUUUCUUCUUAGUUCGUGGUAGUCGGUGAAACUUCCUUCCUGCAAUAAUUCUCCUCCAAUCACGGACUCCCAAAUCGGCUGUGGGAGGAAACAUAGUGCCUGCCCUUCCCUGGAAUUUCGAGCUAUAAAUCUACUUGUGAUCGAAAUUUCUGCGAUGACCUUCGGCCCCUGAUCAGAUUUAUUCAGAUCUUGGUUUGCUGUGGGUGGUUUGAUCCGCAAAGUUGUCCGUCAUAUCCCGCGCGCAAGCCCAGAAAUGAGCCACAGAGGCUGUUUGCUAAAAGCGGCCACAAGUGCCACCGGACCUACAUCAAGAUGCUUGAUCGUCGCGAGUAACGCAUUCAGGCUGCCUUUUCCCGAUCUGCGGUUUUCCGAUGAUCGUCUUGCAAUAGCGGUUUCUAAAUCCCGACUAAAUCUAUUGUAGGCUCACAGUUUUGACCCCCUAAGAGCUAUGCUCAUUUGGUACGUUCAUAGUCUGAUGCGGCAGUCCCACGAAGCGACCUAUAUCACUUUCAUUCUCUGCUCAGCGUAUUUCAAGACUUUACAUGUAUGGGCUGUGGCUUGACUUGCACACUGUGCAAAUGUCCGAUAGUUUACGCCGUCCUGGCCUCGACAUAGGAGAAGCACCAGGCAUCCUGAGGCUAGGUCCCCCAGCAACCUCUCGUGUACAUACUAUUAUGUAAACUCCAGCUUUCUUACUGGCCUUUUUAAUUUUCUCGAGAUGUUAUGAGCAAAGAUGGAGUAAAUCCUAGUUUAUUUGGAUUGUCUCCGAAGUUGUUAUGAAUAUUUGGACUGAAAUCCGUCACUUGCUGCAGAACAAUCGUAAAAUAUUCAUAUGCUGCCUGUGGGUCGUCAUUAGUAUACGGACCCACAGUGCUCCACCAUACUAGAUUCACAGCUGAAAGGGUCUGUGGGCCUGUCGUCGUUUCCGACCAUGGUGGUCCCGAAUUGGCGUUUUGUCCGGGAUAGAUGGCUAGUCAAGUCAGGGUGAAUCUCGUGCUAACUAGUAUUCGAAACUAUCUGAUCAAAUGUGCUGAGCUUUCCUUAAUAAGUGGAGAGAGCUUGUAAUCAUUUUGCAGACAACGCUUUUACGAGCAGACGGACGGCACUUUCCUGUCGUUUCUACCGUCAAAAUUCAGCCAGCACAAAGCUGGAUUCGUAACCGAUAUCAUCUGUACGGAAGCACUUUUCAUUGUUCGGGGUCUUAGCUUCACUUCGGGAUCCGUAAACGUUUGCCUCUAUCGCGCAGGCAAAUUUAUGCGAGAAUUCGUCUAACGAAAGGCCUCAGCGGGUUCCCUAUCUGUGAGAGCUUUUGCCCGAACACACUAAACAUGAAACUUGGAAGUAUUGUUAUCUUACUGAGGCUCAAAUACCAGAAAUGGCCAUCGCCGUCUCGUUUAUCUUCGUUGCUAUUCCCUAUCGCUCCUCAGAUUAGCUCAUUCAAGUUGGAAAAUUAAUUUUCGAUCAUUAUAACACAACCCCUGAAGUCCUUUUAGCAUCUGAGUUGCUACCUCAAGUUCAAAUCUGCUCUAUCUGCUUCAGCCAGCUCAUUCUCACGUGCAUUGACAAUUGUUCUGCCUAAAUAUGGGGGCUACUGAUUACUGCAUGAAAAGCUAUUACUAGAUCUAAUCAGUGUCAUGGGUAUCCAGAACUAGUGGUGAUGAAAGAGUAAGCUUCCCUGUUUGGUGGUGACGCAUCGUCUUUUCCCCGACGUUUUGCCGUUUCAAGAUCAUAAAGAUUCGUUUUCUUUGCUCGCAAGCUAAUGUCUGCCUACUGCCUUCAGUUCGUCAGCUGUCUCCUAAAAAUAUUGAGGGUCGCUAAUGCACUUUUUACCCAUGUGACCUUCAAAAAAACAAUAAAGCUCUAUUAUGAUGCAUAACCCGUGUCUUGUGAUCGGCAGAUCUGUAGUUAGUAAAGAGUGACCGAGGCGAAGGUAAAUCAGAAAUAUCUUCCCUCGUUAUCGUUUAAAUGGCGAACACGCGAAACAGUGAAUUCAUUGGAAGUACGAACUCUUAAUUAAAUGCAAUCAUUUAAGGACAUCCCUUUCCUGUUGCGCUUUAGACUGGACCUGGAAAUGCCGGGUUUCUGAGGACAUUCGUUGAAAAUAAUCUUUUUAAAUUCAACCAUGCGCCUAUUCUCCAUUUCUAUUCGGAUUUUGAAUUGUGAUCUCGACUUUACGUAGCUCACUGGCGUCGUAACAGUAAUUACUUGGUGGAGAGGAAACCUUUCUCAAUUCUCCAAUAAAUGAAAAACGGUCAAUUUCCUUAGGUCUCUUGUUCUUAUUCAUAUAAUGUUUAGGGUUUGGAAGGUUUUUAAAAGUCCCCGGGUGGCGGAUUAUCUCAACCCCCAGGGUUAAUUCAACUGAUAACCGCCUACUAAUUUGUCAGAUGAUCCAUUUACACUCGAUACGAUGGAUUUAAUAUAACAUGCAAUUAUAAUUCACUCAAACACAAGCUUUCAACUAUUUCCUUUGGUCAUUGCAUAUAGAUGGAAUCAGUAUUCAUGACGUUUUUUAAGAUAUUGCCAGAUGAUUUAUAUAAUUCUACCAUAUUUCGAUUGAACGGCCCUUUUGGUACUAUCGGAAUUACAUCAGUAGAUACAGAAAUGAUGUCAGAUUAAUUAGGAAAAGUGGGAAUGUUAAUGACUCCAGAAAAUACGUAUAUAUUGUAAAGGUUGCCAGGUAAGAAGUAGGCAUUUCUGAUUUAAUUUUGGGACGCUGAGAAUCGACAUUCUAUGGCAAACGGUUUUUUCAUUUCAUUUAGGACCCGAAGGUAGUUACAAGUAAAUCCAACGGGAACGAGAUGGUGCAGUUACCGACAGAUAUUCUUCGAGAGAAACUGGCCGAUGUUGAACUUCCCGAAGGCGAAUCGGAUCUGCUAAAGGACGAUUCAAUGUGAGUAAGAAAUCGUAAUUUAUGAACCUACCCAACCUAUGUUAGUGCGCCCACCUAACAAGUGAUUGAGAGAGAAAAAAAAGCGCUGUAUUUUGUGGGCAGCAUUUCAAAAUUUUCAACAAAAACAUCCUCCAUUAGCGCGGUAGAAUGAAAAUUUAUAGAUGAGAGAGUUAAUAUGUUUGCAUAAAAACUGCAAAAACCCUAUUGGGACAGUUCGAGUCCCAAUUUCUGUAUUUCUAUCUCUUUGCAUGUUUAGUAUCAAACUGGAGUUGGUAUUACCAGACGCCAGUAUGCCGAUGUACGGUAAAAGACACGUCGGAAGACCCGACGCACGGAAGGCUUCGCAACCAUUUUUUCAGAGCGAAGGGAUAUACAAGAUCCUGUAGAAUGCGAUGAGCAAUGUGCUUAACCGCCGUCAAAUGUCGUCGUAUUAAGAUAUCAGCUAAAAAGACACAAGAAACACCGGUAGCAAAAGAGGUCAUUCGGAAAACAUGCAAAAAAGAGUUUAUUUUUUAAGUCGGAUGUGAAAAACGAUCGGAGAAAAGUAAACAAUGAAGGGGAGGAUGUAAGCAUGUACGAAUCUCCAGAAGAUCGAUUUAGGAUAACGAAGAACUUAAACAGCGAAUGCACUAAACACAUUGACGAAUUUCAAUUAAAAAGGUUUUAAUACAAACAAAGAAUGAACGAUUAUAGGGCAAAAUAAAACCAGAAUACCGGAAUGAUGAUACUUCAUUGGGAAGAACGCCAAGGAGUCCAGGAAUGGGAGUGGGUCGUAGGUGAAAGACACACUGAACAGAUUUCUGGUCGUUAGGCAACAGGACGUUUCCCAACAACCAUGACAUGGUCCGAGCUAUCCUUCGAAACUGGAUAUACGUCUGAUUUUUAGCAGGGCGACCGGCAAUCGUGUUAUCAACAGUAUAAACUGUCAUUGGGCGAUCUCAGGUCGUCAGUGUGAAAUAAAAUAAGAUGAGGGGACAAGAUGGAACCUUGGGAGCUUCGCCGUUAUCAGGAAGAACAGUCAAUUUUCGCCUGGCAGACUGGAAAAAUUGAGCGCAAAAGGCAAAGCUAUCCCUGAACAACGAAACAUUCCGACCAGGAGAGCCGCACGUAGAUGUUUUUUGAAGAAGAGAGGGCGUGGGGUUUUGCUGAAGGCAGGGUAUUAGUCGAAAAAUUCACUUCAUACGUACGGCAAUUAUUUUCCAGCUCUCUUAGAGCAGAGUGAACCACAAGAACCACAGUAUCCAAGAUACUACGCUCGACUUUUAAUGCAAAUCGCAAAGGAUCGGAGGAAAUGGUGAUGAAUAUAAUAAUGGCAUCUAAGGUAACUCUUUAAACAAAAUUCACAAUUGCAAAGGAGCACUCAAGUCGAUGGAAGAAUUUACGACCAAAAUUAAUAAACUUCUUAGAGAUGGGAGGGAUUCUUAUUGCACGUCAAGUCUUAGACACCUUUGGCCCCAUAAGCGAUAUGUUAAUAUGACGUGUUAAUACAGAUGUUGUCUGAGAGCAGCUGAACGUUGUUGAGAAAAUAAUUAGAAUUAAACGAAUUCAAAAGAAAGAGGCGCAACUGAGCUAGUCCAAGCCGAUGACAGUGGGACAGAUGCUGCCUGUUUGCUUAGAAGAUGUUUUCAUUUGAGCUAUUGCUACAGAAUCAUGCGGAGUCCGAUUUGUUACUGCAAAAGUUUCCUUACGCCUUAGAAGUUCCAUAGGAUACAAUUUGCGCAGCGAAAAAUGCUUUAAAUGUUUACCACUUGCUAUCGAGACCCCGGAUGUGCAGAAAAUAAAAUGUGUCUUGACUUAAUACCCUGCCAUGGACCCUUGUUUAACUGAGGUCGUUGAACGCCCAUUGGAGCGUCGUUUGUCCCUGACUGUAGUAUUGCUGGAAGUGACAGACAGCCAGCUCAAACAAAAUUGACAGUUUGCCGGUCGUACCCGACGAUUAUCACCGCGUGCUCCAGAGCAAGGUGAAGCAGGUAUGGCGAAAUUCGCUUGAAUUAGUUUGUAGUGAGAGCGGACUUGUGCAACAUCUGCCCCACUUCUUCCCCCUCCGCACCAGGGCCCGGUGUCAAGAAGACUGUAGGUUAGGGAAGGUGUAGGCGGAUGGCGCGGUCGGACCUGCACCUUGGCGUAUCAGCACACGUCUGGUCCCCAACAAACAUUUGACCAGGACAUUAACGAGCAACUGCACCACAGGGGGUCAGAGGGAGGAGGAUGACUGGGAAGCCAUGCCUCCGAUCUGUGUACUUAGCGGGGACCAGGUGCCAGAGGACUGCCAUCGCGCACAAGACUGCGAGAGCAAUGGUGUGCUGAUCACAAGAAAACAGAUGCUUACAUACCUGCACUAUUGCCUAAUUUUAGUUCGAGGAACCACACAGUGGUGCCCGCACAUACCUGCAACCUAUGCUUCCAAGUUUACAUGUGGCUGUGAAUGCAAAUGGGUUCCGUGCUCGUGGCGACAAGAGGCAUUGCGUUUGAUAAAACAUACUGAAAGGUGAAGGACGGAGCCUCGAAGAUCAGCCGAAAAAUGCCCACAGGGCGCAGUUAACGGCCGGCGACUCGGGCAUUCUAAAGCGCGUCAACACGGCGGCUGUGGUAAUGCGGGCGAGGAAAUCAGAGUUUUGUACGCACCGCCUUCGUAGGGCGGCGCCACGAACUAUAAAAAACGGUGUUGACAAUUAAGUCAGUGGCAUGCAAUACCUCCCCCCCCCUAACAACCAUACCCGGCAAACUUGGAUGUUUUCACAUAUCAUGCUUCUUCACAAGUUAGUUCUUCAAAGACGGCAGAGCACGGGGACUUGAACUCCUCCCCGUAUUACAGGUGGCCUUGCGCUAAACUCCAGUAGUGUUAGGGUUAAGAAGAGGUUACCCCUCCCUAAUUCUUCUCUCCAAACAAAACGGCAGCCAGUACUCUUCGUUCUGUGCUUUUCUGUUCUUAUUUCAUGUUAGUUUUUAUCUCAUCAAAUGUCACUUUCGCUUGGAAUGAAAGUAAUAGGUUUUGCCCCUUGAAACUCUUCAAACGCUUCAUAAAAGAAGACCAUUUUAACAAGACUCUGUGUUGUCUUAAAUGACAACAGUCUAAAUUGAGCUCUCAGGUGACUCACUGCGCACAGCUGGCAAGCAUCUGCUUCGAGAACCGUCGAAUCCAGGGCAUGAGAAUGUUAUCACUCCUGCGCUAAUUUCCAGGAUGAUUAGGGUUAGGAAGGGGGAGUUUUUGCACAAAGCCGAAGGCCUCAUAUUCCCCUGUCUUAUCCCGCCAAAAUUCACGAUUUUGCCUUGGAGGGCUUAACUGACAAAUCUGUCGCAUCGGCCCCUUGCAGCUGGCGCGUUAUAAUCGACCGUAUUAAAACAAACUAUACAUAAGUCCUUCGCACUCAUCAAAAUCGGCCAAAACUUUUUGAAUAUUCAGUAGGUGUAAUGAUAAGGGUCAGUGAUGUGAGCCCGUCUCCCGAUAAUCUUUCUCUUUUAUGCUUAAUUACAUGUUAUCCGUAGUUUCACUGUACAUUCUUCGCGAAGGGCAAUUUCUAGCAGAUUCCCUUUUACCCCUACAUAAAAAGUCCUCUUGGAAUAAAAACCACCAGCGCUCUUUUAUCUGAGAUGUAAACACAGUUCCGGGUGGAAAAUUUCUAGGCUUCCUCUCCAGAGAUCACAGAGAUCCCGCAGCUAGAGAGGCAGCAGUUUAUGGAAUCUAGUUGCAGACAGGCAGAUUUUAAGCGAGAUUUCCGCCUAGGCGUCUACGGACAGAGGUAUGCCUGCCCAGAUAAUGGCAUCUCCCUUCUGACCGGUAAUAACAUCUUGGCGUCGAAUUGGUGUCCCCUUUCUCGCUCUGAGUGCCUGGCAAAAACAGCACUUUGUAGCGCCACCCAGGAGUGCCUUCAUUAGUUGCAGGGAAAAAAGGAAUUGGUUUUGCCUUAAGAGCCCUCUUUUUUUCCUGUGUCCACUUUCCUCGCCCCCAGGCUCUGGCGUUACCUCAAGGCACGCAACGGAAAUAUUGACGAGGCACAGAAGAUGAUUCGCAAAUCCAUCGAAUGGCGACGCACAUAUAAACCUCAUACAAUCGAUUGCCAGUGGUGUCAUGAGAGGCCAGGACUGCAUAGCCUUGUGAGUCCACCUUGCCCUCUUUCUAAUUAUUCUGACAACGAAACAAAUUAUCCGGUCUAG